AUGUUUAGUUCACCAAUUCAAAAAGGUUGUCUAACACCGCCAAUGUCACCAAUGCGAGUAUCAUCUUUGGAUGAUACAAACUUUGGUGGUGGUGGUGGUGGAGGCACAGCGAAUAAUGUAUCUGGGACUAACAACACUUUCCAUCAAUUAUUAGGGACUCCCCCCAAACUAUCGUUGAAUUCAAUUGGGACUUAUAAGACGUCUUUAUCAAAAUUGAAUAAUCAAAGAACAAGAAGAUUAUCAGAUCCUUCUAUAAAAGAAAAUUUAAAUCCUUCUUCUUUAUUAUUUUUUAAAAAUACGCCAUUGAUGUUUAACAAGGACGAAAUCAAGAAACCACAUAAUCAAACUCCUCUUUUAUCAUCGAUCUUAAUGCAGCAAGCUGUAAAUGAUUCUCAAAAAAAUAGCAAAAAUAAUUUGGAUUCAAAUAAUUUGGAUGGUAAAGAUAAAAAGAAACAAGAUAUCAAACAAUGUCUGAUGCGAACUCAAUGGAAUAAGCAAACACAUACACAAAAUCCAUUAAAUGAUGAAAAUGCUAAUCUGGAUAUUUUAGAAAAGAAAAAGAAAAAGAAGACUCCAAAGAAGAAAAAAUCAAACAGUCCAAAGGCUAACUCUAAGUCCAGAGAAAAUCUGAUAUUAAAUUCUAAUUCAAAUAUAAAUACAAAUACAAUCACAAAUUCAAACACAAAUGCAACACCAGAUGUAAUUGCCACUCCACUUACAAAUCCUAGUUCAAAUGUAAGUGCAAACCCAAAUGUUUUAAAAAAUAGUGUCAAUAAGAUUAGUUUACCAAAGAGAUCAAAGGUGCCAACUUAUUCCAAUGUUGUUCCUCAAGAGAUACCUGAUUAUCAAACAAGAUUUAUAUCCCGGAUGACAAGUCCAGUAAAUGAAAGAAUCUUUACUGAUUUGUCUGAAUUAACUUCUAAUUCUUUAACGUUAGAAAAUAGUAGUGAUUUAAUGAUUUCAAAUCCUGUUGAACAAUUUCCAGUGGAUAAAAAUGGAUUUGUUAAAAUAAAUAAUCCGAAACACAACAGAUAUAGUUUUAUCUCCAGUGCUUCCACUGAUGUAGAUUUCGAUUGGUUUAAUCAAAUGAACUUGCAAUCUAAUAAUAAUUAUUUAAAUUUACAGAGAAAUUCAAUGAUACAACAGCAACAACAGCAGCAACAACAGCCUAACUUAUCAAAUACAACUGCAAGUAAAAUUGAUAAUAGAAUUGAGCAAUUAGAGCAAGAGAUUGCAAAUCUAAGAGCUCAAAAUAUGCAAUUGAUGAAAACUAUUACUACAACAAAUGAAUCUGUAAUGGACUCAUGUUAUAAUAGCAAUAAUCAUAAUAAUCCAAUUUUUAAUAAUAGCCGUCAUCUAUCUCCUCAAUCAACUUUACAAAAUCAUUUUAUUGAUAAUGAAUAUAAUGAAACUGAAUCAUUUAUUUCCUCUGAAAGACAUGCCUCACAAUUGGAAAGAAAACUUCAAUCACUAGAAGAUAGUAUAAGAGAAUAUAAGUCAAUGUUAAAUUCGAUUAUUGAGAAUUCAAACCAAAGCCAAAAUUCAAACAAUUAUACUACCACAGGCGGUCAAAUAGGGAAUCAAUUAGCUCAUAACUAUUCUACAAAUGAAAGUGUCUAUAGUAACACAAUAUAUUCAGAACCAAUUUCUGCAAGAACCAAUUCAACCGUAUUGACAUCGAUAAUGGAAAAUUCAACAAGCUACCGUAACGAAAACCCAAUAAAUAAUAACAAUUCCAUGAAUCAAUUAAUGUCACCUCCUACACUAAUGGAUAAAUCGAAAAAUAUCCAAAGUACAAGAACAACUUCUGAUACAAGUUCCGAAAGAAGAUCGGUUUUACGUCAAACACCAAAGAGGAAAAUGGGUUUACAGUUACAUCUACAAAUUCAUAAGUAA
This is a messenger RNA of Henningerozyma blattae CBS 6284, 1896 nucleotides long. RefSeq names its product Mmr1p (gene MMR1). The coding region runs from base 1 to 1896 and encodes 631 amino acids. The record is from RefSeq and is a predicted model, not a curated record. The transcript has a single exon. NCBI's taxonomy places the organism in Eukaryota, Fungi, Ascomycota, Saccharomycetes, Saccharomycetales, Saccharomycetaceae.